Messenger RNA from Schistosoma guineensis, 487 nucleotides. The record is from the annotation of a GenBank genome assembly. NCBI's taxonomy places the organism in Eukaryota, Metazoa, Platyhelminthes, Trematoda, Strigeidida, Schistosomatidae.
AAAAAAUAUGAGCGGAUCAGCAACAUUGAUCUUUAAAACACUGCCUUCAUACGAAGUGCACGAAUGGUAAGUUUAGAAUUUAUAUCUCUGACCUUGAGGUUGCCUACUAAGUGUGGUUAUUCUAAAGCGUAGCGUCACUAGAAUAAAAUGACCGUCGGUGAGAUAAAAGGGAAAUCUAAAGUUGAGGAUAGGUCUGAAAAGAAAAACCAAAAGCCAGUCGAGAAGAUAGAUAUUACACUUUUGGAGGAAGAUGACGACUUCGAAGAGUUUCCAGCUCAUGCUUGCGUAGAAGGCCAUCCUAACGAGGAAGCCACUGUUUGGGAAGACAACUGGGAUGAUGAUAUUGUGGAUGACGAGUUUACUCACCAUUUAAGAGCUGAGUUCCAAAAACAGGGAAAGGCCUUCGUUGUACCUGAAAUCUCUGCGAAUUUGGAUUAAAAACUUCAGAAAAUAUGAUAUAAUUAAAUAAAGUUCUCUAAAUCGCCUA